AUGUCUGGAUCUGCUGUCCACGGAGGAGAUGAAAUCAAUGCCAUAGUGCUUGAUCCAGGCUCAUACUAUACACGUAUCGGGUAUGCUGGUGAUGAUUUUCCAAAGAUUACAACCCCAUCGUUUUUUGCCAUAGGUCCAGAUCCCCCUAAAAAAGGUAAACGAACCCGCAUUUUUGGUGAAGCAAUUGGCGUUCCCAGAAGCAAUUACGAGGUCAAACCCAUCAUUAAGGACUCGCUUAUAGUGGACUGGGACGCUGCUAUCGAACAAUACAAAUACUACUUUGAAGACGUGUUGAAAAUCAACUACAAGGAACAACCAAUCCUAAUUGUUGAACCAGUAUGGGCAACCACCGAGUACCGUCAAAAAGUGGUGGAGGAAUUCUUUGCAAACUUUGAUUUCCCAGCAUUAUAUUUGGCCAAAUCUCCAACAUGCAUCUCAUUUCAGCAGGGCCGUGCCAACUGCUUAGUGGUAGAUAUUGGCCAUGAUUCUGUAUCUAUCACUCCAGUAAUAGACGGUAUGUCUUUGUUGAGGAACACCACAAAAACACAUUACGCGGGAGCAUUUUUGAAUGCACAAAUUCAGGAUAUGUUGAACAAAAAAUAUCCAAACCUUGACCUCUGCGCAAAGUACCUGGUUCGUGACCGAACCCCAACCAAAUACCCCGAGGAAGCCAAAUACACUCAACGCCAACUUCCAGACAAUAUCACCGACUCCUUCUAUGAAUACCAACAGUUGGCGCUUUGGCAUGAAAUAAAAGAGACCAUGUUGGAAGUGCCUGAGAAAAAGUUGGCAUCUGACCGUGAAACAUACAAAGACGAAACCCAUAAAAGAAGCUUUGAACUUCCUCUGGGUCAACUGAUAGAGUUGGGAAUUGAGAGGUUUGAGCUUGCAGACAGUCUUUUUGACCCUAAAAGUUAUCCUCUUAGAGAUCAAGACAAAUUUCCUCCAACAAAUGGAGAAGUAUCUAUUAAAACCAUGUAUGAUGAUUACCGACCAGUGAAGCGCACGAAGCGUACAGAGUCGUCACAAUCAAGUCCUCCACCCGAAGAGGAAGAAGCAGUGACUAUUAGAGGACUUUCGCAAUUGGUGGCUCAUACAUUGACAUCAGUAGAUAUCGAUCUCCGAGCGUCAAUGGCCCACAAUAUUAUAAUUUCUGGAGGUACCUCGCUCAUCACUCAAUUGACAGAACGCAUCCAAGCCGACCUUUCAAACACUAAUCCAGGACUUAAAGUGAGAUUGCAUGCGGUAGGAAGCAGCGCAGAGCGCAGCAGCCAGUCGUGGAUUGGAGGAAGUGUCCUCUCUUCUUUGGGUACAUUUCACCAGAUGUGGGUCACAAAAGAGGAGUACCAGCAAGCUGGGGCAGAAAAGAUCUUGAACCAGAGAUUCAGGUAA
Molecule: messenger RNA, 1392 nt
Organism: Meyerozyma guilliermondii ATCC 6260
Lineage: Eukaryota; Fungi; Ascomycota; Pichiomycetes; Serinales; Debaryomycetaceae
Gene: ARP4
Product: Arp4p
Exons: 1
Coding region: 1-1392 (463 amino acids)
Biological process (GO): regulation of transcription by RNA polymerase II
Cellular component (GO): SWI/SNF complex; NuA4 histone acetyltransferase complex
Molecular function (GO): chromatin binding
Source: RefSeq, a predicted model, not a curated record